GACCACAAGCGCGAACCCUACUAGGUUACAAAACAUGCGCCGGAAAGCAUUGCCAAGUCUCAUCUCGCGUGAGAUACAUGAAAUAUUUCAAGAGAGCGACACGGUUUGGGCGAGCGAGCAAUGGUUUCCAGCUCGUAGACGUGGACGCAAGAUGCACCUGGCGAGGGCAAUAUUCUCUGGUUUCAAGGAUAGAAACUCCAGCAUCAAGGGCGUGGCUGUGAUCAACAAAGAAGUUCAGGCUGCCACUUGGAGGGGCUAUAAUGCUUGGGGCGGCGCCGCCAAGAUCGUCACGCACGUCGUCUGGGCAAUCAUAUUAGCAGAUUGCGUCAUAAAACAACAAAAUGUGUGGAUGGACAGAGCAGAAAAAUUGUUGGCCGACGGCGAACCAACUCGUGCAGAUUUGAUGGAGCUGGUCAGGGCGAUCUUCGAUUAUCUCGCAUCCGUGAGAAAGUUAAAGGAAACCUCGCCCACUCCAACCGGCAUUCACUGCGAAAUUCUGAAAGUGAUCGAAACAAGCUCAUACCAGCUUAAAAAAUAUAUCGAGGGCAUGGCAUUGGAGCGAUCCACCUCACAACUGCUGGGAGACACGGAUAUCGAUGCCCUAAACUCCAUUCUUCUGAAAACGAUCGAGGAUCUAGGCCUGAUACUUUCCGACUCGAGCGAGAUAGACGUGGCUGCUCAGGCAAGAGCCUGGGACGCCGAUAGUACUGCAACGUCCGUCCAAGAGAGCACUGAGACUCUGUCUUUGGAACAAGCAUCCAUCGUCAGCCAUCUUACGGGAGCUUGCGAUUCCCAGGGGGACUGGUCGUCUCGCGAUAACGCGACAAGCAUAGCCGCGAGUCUUCUGAAACAUCUCGCAACAGUAGUACAAGAAACGCCAUCUGUCAGCGGGAAAGUUCCCGAUUCUGGGCAUUCUCAUUCGCUUUCGGCGCCAUCCAGGUUCGAAGGUUUUGUGCCGGAUGUAGAGGUACUGAAAGCCCAACUACGGGGCUCAAUCAUCUCCGCCGUAUUUUCUGAAAUGCCUCAGGAUCAGACCCUUCUCGACUACAUCGCCUUGACACACCGACUUUUUGCCGGGCUCAAGGACAAACAUCCGAACUCAUCCAUUGUCAUGAUCACGACAAUUACCAUGAAGGAGUGCGGCCUCAAUCUAUGGCGUGAAGCAGCUGAGGCGGCGACCAAUGCUGCUUGGCGCGUAAUCCUAGAACGAGGUCUCAUUCCUUCAAUCGGAGAUCGGAGGACUAUCUUUUUACGAGGGACACCAUUCGAUGAGGCUCGGCUUCAGGUCCAGAAGGAACGAGAUGACAUGCUCCUUUUACGGAAAGUCUCCCCAGUUUAUACCCUUCUAGUGGAUGAAAUAUCCACUAUAGCGAAAUCGGGUUACGACGCCAUCGAAUCUGCCCUAAAAGAGGUGUCUCAGACAACUGAUCAGUCGAGCGGCCGACUUCCUCAGUGGCAAUUGAACCACAAGCUCAACGUUACCAUUGCCCAGCUCUGUUGUCUCACUGAAGGCAUGCAGGAUAUCGAACCGGAUCAAUCAGCAGAGAUAUCUGAGAUGCACUUCGGGCCCUCUGACCAUAUGUCGAGUGCCUCAUGCGACUCGGAUGGGGCCACCACGUCGUCUGGAUCUAGUGUUGCGGGUGACUCUGUCUUCUCGUAUCAGUCACUCAAUACCUCCAGAAGUAGUCUACACCCAGAUUUCCAGUGCUAGAAUCUGAGUGGCUAUUCGUCUCUUUGCGAUGGCAAUUAUGUACAAG
Molecule: messenger RNA, 1757 nt
Organism: Filobasidium floriforme
Lineage: Eukaryota; Fungi; Basidiomycota; Tremellomycetes; Filobasidiales; Filobasidiaceae
Exons: 3
Coding region: 35-1711 (558 amino acids)
Source: RefSeq, a predicted model, not a curated record